Molecule: messenger RNA, 1385 nt
Organism: Megalopta genalis
Lineage: Eukaryota; Metazoa; Arthropoda; Insecta; Hymenoptera; Halictidae
Gene: Tsp97E
Product: Tetraspanin 97E
Cellular component (GO): membrane
Source: RefSeq, a predicted model, not a curated record
UCGAUUGCACUCGAACUGUAGCAGUGCGAGCAGUCGUAAACUGUCUGCAACAAGGGUUGAUCGCGUAUGCAUAUUUCUUGUUAAUUCGUGUGUAUUAAUAAUAAAGUGUGCAAAUUCUUAGAUUACUGUGAGUCAACAAAACGACAAACCCUUGCGGGUGAAUACGCCGAAGAGAACAAAGCUACUAUACGAAGAUGUGUGGCGGUUUCACUUGUUCCAAAAAUGCUUUGACAGCACUAAACAUCCUUUAUAUCGUGGUUGCAUUUAUUCUCAUCGGCGUAGCUGUUUAUGGAAGAGCAUCUGCAUUAGUUACAAAUCUCCCUAUAAUAGGAGGUAUUUUAGCAUGUGGGGUGAUUUUAAUACUUAUUUCAAUACUCGGACUCAUUGGUGCUAUUAAACACCAUCAAGUUUUAUUAUUCUUUUACAUGUUCAUUCUAUUCCUGUUGUUCUUAAUUCAAUUCAGUAUUGCUUGUGCUUGUCUUGCUGUUAAUACCAAGCAACAAGAACAGUUAGCAGAGCAGGGCUGGAAACGUGUUGGAGAUGAUUUGAAAGCGAAAGUUCAGACAACUUUUAAUUGUUGCAGCUUUAAUAGCACUAGCAUAGAGUUAGAAAAUGAUGGUCCACUGUCUUGCAAAGUAGUCAAUAAAAUCUGUUGUCCUACCGGCAAUUAUAACUGUAUGUGUCCAUCAUGUAUGCUAAUAUUACAAUCUACAAUUGAUUAUGCAUUUAAAUUAUGUGGCAGUAUAGGAUUGUUCUUUAGCUUUACUGAGGUGAUUGCAGCUUUCUUUGCAAGACGUUACAGAAACCAAUUAAAUCCACAUCGGAAGGAUUCAAUCUUUCCAGCAUUAUAAUUUUCAUUAAAAUGGCUUAUAUGGUUUAACACUUUAAUGACGGAAAACUCGACGUAGUGUCUUUCUAAAUAUUGAUAUAAAAUAUAAAACUAUCAUUUUAUUGGUACUGGGACAAAAUGUCCACUAAACUACAAAUUAUUUUGCACAUUUCUAAUGAAGAAGAAAUGGACAACUGGUAUAUUUAGUGCUAAGUAUAAGUUUUUAGUAUAAUAAUGCUGUCGUUAAGGUGUUAGUCUAUUACAGUUUUUCUAAAGAGAAAUAGUAUAAAUAUUGAAUUACUAUAUUCUUUAGUAAUUCAUUAUCCAGUUGAGUAAUUCGAUUUCAAUUGCUACAGUAUCGCAUUUAGAAAUAAUUCAUUAUUUUAGAACCAAAGAUUCGAUUUUUAUUUUGUAGCAUGUUGCUUUGCAUAAUAUAAUUUUGAGAAAACUGUUCGUCUUUCACUGCAGUUUAUAAUGCUCAACGGGAAAAAUAACCUUUGAGAAGCGAAUAGUUAUACAACUUAGCACGAAAUAAAUAAACGACAGUCGAAAUGUG